AUCAGGCCAGCCAGUGGCCUGCUCCUUAUGAUAAAAACCUUUCCUCUAAAGAUGCAAGAAAUGGAUGGGAAAAUGCCAUGAAUACUGAUGUCAUUACACAUCAGCUGAAGGUUCUGGAGAAACAGCUAAAGGAAGUGAAUGUAAUCAUCAGGAAAGAUGAGCGAGUGUCUUCUAAUCCAGUGAUGAAGUUGGCAUUUGGGAAACCAGAGCUUUUCCUGCGCUCUUUGCCCCAGAACUCCCUUAUCCAUAAUUCAUCCAUCUGGAGCUGCAGGAGGAAGGUCUCGGCGUUGAGUCUGGCCCACAUUGUGGAACAGAACAAUGGCCGGGACACUUUACCUAUACUCUGGAGGUUCCUUCAAAGGGAAGCAGAGUUACGGCUAGUGAAGUUCCUUCCUGACAUCUUGGUUCUCCAGAAGGAUUUGGUAAAGAAGUUCCAGAACGUGACAGACUUAACCUUCAAAACCAUAGGAGAGUUUCUGGAUAGCCAUAAAGAAGCUUCACUAGCUUGGUAUAAAAAGUGCAUAAACAUCUUCUUGUCAACAUGGAACCAACUCAGGGUAUCUCUGGCCACCACAGUAGACAUAAAGCUGCCGGCUGAAUACACUCAGAAGGAUCUGAGUUUGGACGCUGACCUGCAGGUGCUGCUGCCACAGAGACGUGGUCUGGGCCUGUGCUCCACUGCCCUUGUCAGCUACCUCAUUGCCCUUCAUAAUGACCUUGUGUACACCAUGGAAAAACAUCCUCCCGGAGAGGAGUCUGGUUACACGGUAAGCCCAGCUGACCUGACGGAGAUGCAUGUGAUCCAUUAUGAGUAUGAGCGGGACCUGCUUCCACUGAUACUGUCCAACUGCCAGUACAGCAUGGAGUGCGGACAGGAAACACUGAUGGAGUACGACCUGCCCAAUAUUCAGCAACAGAUCUUCACCCGCUUUCUACAGGGCAAACCUCUCAUAACCCUUAAUGGUAUUCCGACAGUGGUGAACAGACAGGACAGAAUUUAUGAGAUCAUAUUAAUGGAUGUGAAGGGCAAAGUGCCACAAGAGCCGCUGCAGGCUCUUACACAGCACAACCUCGUGAAGGAGCUGCAGUCCUACAGUGAUGUGUGUGAGGCACUGUCUACAGUCGAGCUGGCCCUGGGUUUCCUCGCCAUGACCGGGGGAGAGCCACGGGUGCAGCUGGGCACUUAUUUAGAGGAGGUGCUACAGAUGACUGACAACAUGGCCCCACAUGUCUUCAAGGCAUUAAGCAGGUGCAGCCUGAAACACUGUGUGGCGCUGUGGCAGCGUCUCAGCUCUCUGAAAUCAGAGACCCUGCUGCGUCUGAAGGGGGACCCAUUUAAGGACAUCAGUGAAGAGUACAAACAUCCUCUGCAGGAGGAGCACAAGACAAGGCUCACUAGUUUUUUGACUAAGCCCAGCGCUGGUGCCGUCCUGUUGGAGAUUCAUGAAAUUCUGCUUUUAGUUCUGAAGAACCCAAAAGACACGCACACUUUCAGGCCUGACUCGGGUCUGAAAGAAACUGUUGUGUCCUACAUGAAGCGUAAAGACCCGGACGUUCCUCCUGAGGUGGACGAGUUCUUCCCUGAAGACAUUCUGCUCUCGCAGUGCAUCGAAAUGUGGAAGUUCUCUGCUCUUCUCAGACGAGAAAGAAAUCAAAGUUAGAUGCUGGAUAAAGUGCUUCCGUUUUCUGACCCAAACACUCGUAGUACACUCGUAGUUUACAAAUGAUAUACACAUUUACAACAAUUGCUCAGUACAAAAUCUUGUCUGUUUUUGCAUAUUGAAGAAUUCACUUACUUCAUUUAUAUACAGCACUGUAUGCUGUAAUAUUAUAGUCGUGAUCUGUCAAAGUACCUCUCUAGGAUAGUUAGCAAGCAUAGUACAACUUGUUACAAAGUAUAUAAAGUUGCUGACAAUUGUUCAACCAUUCUUUUUUUUAAAUGUGUUUACUUGAUAUUCUAAAUACAUAUAAACUCAUU
This is a messenger RNA of Sinocyclocheilus rhinocerous, 1978 nucleotides long. RefSeq names its product E3 ubiquitin-protein ligase rnf213-alpha-like. Gene Ontology annotation, cellular component: nucleolus; cytosol; membrane. Gene Ontology annotation, biological process: negative regulation of non-canonical Wnt signaling pathway; ubiquitin-dependent protein catabolic process; sprouting angiogenesis. NCBI's taxonomy places the organism in Eukaryota, Metazoa, Chordata, Actinopteri, Cypriniformes, Cyprinidae. Gene Ontology annotation, molecular function: ubiquitin-protein transferase activity; ATP hydrolysis activity. The transcript has 12 exons. The record is from RefSeq and is a predicted model, not a curated record. Bases 78 to 1661 code for a protein of 527 amino acids.